CCUUUCUACUGCAUGAAGCACACAUGGCAAUCGAUUGUCAUGGUCUGCGGGCCUUCGCAACCCUAACCCCAGCCAAUGCUGAGGCUCAGGAUGCAUUCAGCCACGUCGUGGAUUUCGUGAAGAUGGAUCAGUCACCCAGCGUGCCGUCGUCCUUUUCGUCCUUCCUCUACGUCGACGAAGAAAAAAAAUACAAUCAUGACGUUGCGAUGCUGCGCCGAGACAGCGAACGCCCUGCCGGUGAAGACGACGAGACUGCUACAGAACCGGACACCGAGACCGAACAGCAGCCAGAAUGGCAACAGCGGGGCAUGGUAUGGUCUGGCUGCUUCUAUUUUACCAUCAAGGAUAUGCCAGAGCCGAUGAAUCGCUGGCAUGCCGGAAGGUUGCACAAGGGCAUUGCUGUACUUCAAUUUCCUUUAACGGUUAAGCGUUCCUCUAUUAGACGUUUACACGCAAUUUUCAGCUUCUGCACCUAUACCGGGUGCUUGAAGAUCCAGAGGCCGCACAACGGCCUGGAAAUAAGCGUUAACGGUGUCGAUGUGCCUCAGUCCAGCACCUUUGUUAAUGGCAACCAAGCCAUAGUCCAUCUCGGCACCCUCAAAUACCGCUUCGAGUAUACCCCGUACAGCUAUACCGACCCUUAUUACGAAGAGCGCAAUGGGGCGGUCAUGAAAUUUGCCGAUUCUGAACCGUGGAUAGCUGCGAAGUGGGAAUCCCUUACUCAAACACCCUCCAUACAAUCGACAACUAUUAUGGGUUGGACGCUCCGGAUGCCAGUUGGUCGUGGGGCAUCUGGGAACGUCGUGCAAGCGGUUAACGACCAGAGUCAUACCGCGGCUUUGAAAACGAGACAACGACGAUGCCGUGAUACGGCAAAACGGAUAUCCCGCGAGAUCCAAACGCUCAAAGCAAUCACGACGCUAGCUCGUCAGCACAAUGAGUCAAGAAUCCUCCAACUUCGUGACGUUAUGUACCAAUUCGGGAACGAAGACUACCAACAAAACACCACCGAAGACGUGUACCUUUUGCUGGACCCAUUUCUACCGUUCACUGUAGAUCAUAUUAUCGAGAUGGACCACGGAAAUCCACUCAAAUCUCGCCUAGCUCUAUGGGUCCUUCAUGAGGCCAUGCUAGGGCUCCAGUUCUUGCACCAGGUAGGAUGGAUGCACGGCGAUAUCAAGCCCGGAAACAUCGGCAUCGAACUGCCACACAUACUCCCCUCAAGCCUAGAAGGCCUCCAAGCUGUCCGUGUUGUCCUCCUAGACCUCGACAACGCCACCAAUCUCCAAUCUUUUGGCCCAAACCCCCGGCUACCUCCCACGCCGGGCCGCGGUGGUACCGUGCCCUACCUCGCGCCAGAAAGAGAGCUCGAGUACCAAUCAUAUACCAGCGAUGUCUGGGCCGUGGCUGUUACCGGGUAUGAACUACGAUACGGGGAGCACCCGUGGAAUUUCUCAGCCAAUGCAUGGAGGCCUAUGGCAUCUGAGAGUCUGCGGACAAAUUGGCUGUCUAAGUAUGAACAUGGUAUUGCAAGGUUGCAAAAAGACCCUAUCGGCAAGCUUCUCGCGAAGAUGCUAUCAUUCUCCCUCUCGUCUCCUAAAAUCGGGGCUCAGACUACGCGUAUAACGAUUGAUCAGGCGCUGAAGGAGCCAUGUUGGGCACUGCUGAAUUCCUAUGACCAGGACUUGGGAACCAAGAAGGCGAAGAGAUGAGACUAUUUCUUUUCCCUAUGUGGUGAUUGCAAGGGAUUCUUAUCGCUUCGGCGCCCAUGGACUAAGCAAGGAAUAUGAGUAGAGCUAUGUAAAUGCUCGAGCGGAUGUAGAAGGGGACUCAUAGUUAUGCUGACUAGCCAUUGGCUCGUCCACCUUUUCCGGCCUU
Molecule: messenger RNA, 1878 nt
Organism: Trematosphaeria pertusa
Lineage: Eukaryota; Fungi; Ascomycota; Dothideomycetes; Pleosporales; Trematosphaeriaceae
Product: kinase-like protein
Exons: 3
Coding region: 24-1712 (562 amino acids)
Biological process (GO): mitotic DNA damage checkpoint signaling; protein phosphorylation
Cellular component (GO): nucleus
Molecular function (GO): ATP binding; protein serine/threonine kinase activity
Source: RefSeq, a predicted model, not a curated record